Malania oleifera is the source of this 2911-nucleotide messenger RNA. Its product is annotated as kinesin-like protein KIN-14C. Gene Ontology annotation, molecular function: microtubule binding; ATP binding; microtubule motor activity. Bases 262 to 2670 code for a protein of 802 amino acids. The record is from RefSeq and is a predicted model, not a curated record. Gene Ontology annotation, biological process: microtubule-based movement. Lineage: Eukaryota; Viridiplantae; Streptophyta; Magnoliopsida; Santalales; Ximeniaceae. The transcript has 17 exons.
CCGUCUUCCCACCACACCUUCCCCGUCGCACCCACAGACGCUGCAACCAAAACCCUAACUUCCGUCAACUUUCCAAUUUCCCCAAAUCGUUCUACGGGAAACAUUUUGGAAAAGCAAAGCCCCAGAUCUUGUCUUCUGUUGCUCGUUUCUCCAUAGAAUCAGCGAUUCUGAAAUCUUCAAAUGCAAUCUGCGGCGCUACUUCAGGAAGAACUCCAUCGAAAGUUUCUUCUCUGACUUGUUACCCUUUUCCUCGUUUCCACCAUGACCUCUCGAAACCAGAACAGACCCCCUCGGAGCCCCUUUAGUAAGAAAGAUGGUACUGAUGAUGCUCCGUUUGAUAAGCGGAGAAGGAUCGGAGGAGGGAGGGUUGCGGCGGCCGGUGGCGGCGGCCGAAGUCGUCCAGCCUUUGGCGUGGUUACUAAUAGGCAGGAUGCGCCGUCCGUUGGCGAUCCUGGCAGUAGUGAGGGCUUGGAAUGCGGCACCGUUGAGUUUACAAAGGAAGAAGUGGAGGCGUUAUUGAAUGAGAAAAUUAAAUCGAAGAGGUUUGAUCUCAAGGGGAAAGUGGAGCAAAUGAAUGAGCAUAUAAGGAAGCUUAAAAUGUGCAUCAAAUGGUUUCAAGAACGGGAUGAAAGCCACCUCCUUGAGCAGGAUAAGCUUCAAAAUGAAUUGGAAUCUACCAAGAAAAAAUGCACAGAUACAGAGGUGGAAAUGAAAACCAAGGUAGAUGAGUCUAACACAAUUAUUGUGGAAUUGAAGAAAAAUAAUACCUCUUUAGAAGAGAAAUUUGUGAAGGAAGAAUCAGAUAAGUUGGAUGCAAUUGAGUGCCAUAGACGUGAAAGGGAAGCUCGUGUUGCUGUUGAAAAGUUGAAAGCCUCUCUAUCAGAAGAGCUUGUAAAAGCUCAAGAAGAAAAAUUGGCUGCUAAUCAAAAAGUAAUCUCACUUAAUGACAUGUACAAGCGGUUGCAAGAAUACAAUACAAGCUUACAGCAAUAUAAUAGCAAACUUCAAACAGAGCUUGCAACGGCUAAUGAAUCACUCAAACGAGUAGAAAAGGAGAAACUAGCCAUUGUGGAGAACCUCAGCACAUUAAGGGGUCACUAUAAUUCAUUGCAGGAUCAAUUAACUUCAUCAAGGGCUUCUCAGGAUGAGGCUAUAAAGCAAAAAGAAGCAUUAGUAAAUGAAGUUGCGUGUCUUAGAGGAGAAUUGCAGCAAGUAAGAGAUGAUCGUGAUCGCCAAGUGGAACAGUUGCAGGCCUUAACUGCUGAAGUUGUAAAGUAUAAAGAAAAUACUGGGAAAUCUUUUGCUGAGUUGGAUAACUUGACAAUAAAAUCAAAUGCCUUGGAGGAGACAUGUUCUUGUCAAAGAGAGCAACUACGUGUAUUGCAACAUCAACUAGAUGCUGCAAAUGAGAAAUUAAAGAUGGUUGAUUUAUCCACUUCGGAAGCAAAGGUAGAAUUUGAAGCACAAAAGAGAGUUGUGCGUGAAUUACAAGAACGCUUAGCAGAUGCUGAGUUUCAAAAUAGAGAAGGAGAAAAGUUGCGAAAGAAGUUGCACAACACCAUUUUGGAAUUAAAAGGGAAUAUUCGUGUAUUCUGCAGAGUGCGACCUCUAUUACCUGAUGAUUGUGGCGGAACAGAAGCCACUGUUUUUUCGUAUCCUACAUCAACUGAAGCUCUUGGCAGGGGGAUUGACUUAAUACAAAGUGGUCAGAAAUAUCCUUUCACAUUUGACAAAGUAUUUUCUCACGAAGCCUCACAACAAGAUGUAUUUGUGGAAAUAUCACAGCUGGUGCAGAGUGCCCUUGAUGGUUAUAAGGUUUGCAUAUUUGCUUAUGGUCAAACUGGUUCAGGUAAAACCUAUACCAUGAUGGGUAGGCCAGAAGCCCCAGAGGAGAAAGGGUUGAUACCACGCUCACUAGAGCAGAUAUUUCAAACUAGUCAAUCUCUUGUCGCCCAAGGUUGGAAAUACAAAAUGCAGGCCUCAAUGUUGGAAAUAUAUAAUGAAACUAUUCGUGAUUUGUUAUCAACAAAUCGACCAACUAGUGUUGACAUGGCCCGUUCAGAAAAUGGAGUUUCUGGAAAGCAAUAUGUUAUCAAACAUGAUGCAAAUGGAAACACACAAGUGUCUGAUCUUAUCAUCGUUGAUGUCUGCAGUAUAAAUGAAAUUUCUUCCCUUCUUAAGCAGGCUGCACAAAGCAGGUCUGUUGGAAAGACACAAAUGAAUGACCAAUCAUCAAGAAGUCAUUUUGUCUUUACAUUGCGAAUUUCUGGGGUAAAUGAGAGCACUGAACAGCAAGUACAGGGUGUCUUAAAUCUCAUUGAUCUUGCUGGUAGUGAGCGACUUUCAAGAAGUGGGGCAACGGGUGAUCGGUUGAAGGAAACUCAGGCCAUUAAUAAAAGUUUAUCUUCCUUGAGCGAUGUUAUUUUUGCUUUGGCAAAGAAAGAGGACCAUGUUCCAUUUAGGAACUCAAAACUUACUUAUCUCCUCCAGCCUUGUUUAGGUGGGGACUCGAAGACGUUAAUGUUUGUCAACAUCUCCCCAGAACCUUCCUCGGUUGGCGAGUCACUUUGCUCUCUUCGUUUUGCUGCUAGAGUUAAUGCCUGCGAGAUUGGGAUUCCUCGGCGACAGACAGCCGCGCGGCCUUCAGAUUCUCGGUUGAGUUAUGGUUGAUGUUGUAAUUUGUUCUACACCACAUUUAUAACUUGUACUACAUUAAUUUUUAUUUGCAAGGGGUUACAUGAUUGAUUGUAAUGUGUAUUAAGAAUCAGUCCAUUUGGUUUGUAUCACUGGUGGAGACGUGGCAUGUAUUACUAACUUGUAUUCUGUACUAAGAAAAGGGCCAUUUCUUAGCUUGUUAUAACAACAUAAAUCAACAUUUUCACUAAUCAACAUGACAGAUUUUUCUUUCAGA